CGGCGCCUUCAUCGCAUCUCGUCAGCUUCCCUUCCUACAUUCUUCCACCGCAUUUACUGGCCGCACCGCGCAAGGCUUGCUCGCUGCCACUGCUCUCCCGGGUCCCGAGACCAGUGUUGCAGCUUUUUACUUUUUUUCCCCCUUUGGCCUCUGCCUAAUCUGUCUCGGGUUUUCUCGCGCCGCCAAUUUCCAGCUGCCGGCUACCGUCGUAGGCGUUUCCGUCACCGAGCAAACAACUUCACCGAUCCCGUCCCUCCAUGGUUUUAGUAGCCGUCGCCGCCGCGUAAAUCCACCUCGAGGGCCUGCGUGGAUCGAGAGUCCCCUCGCUUCACGCUUCGCUGCCGCUCUUUUUCUCCUCGCAAAGCAUCUUCCGACUUCACUACCACGACCAUCAUGGCCGCUAACGGCAGCUCGGUGCCAUCGACCGCCGCAGGCAAUGGCGGAGACUCCGAGGUCCUGACCAAGAUACACCAGGCGCUCGAAGUCGUCCACAGCCCCUUUUCGACCAACGAUGCCCGUCGCCAGGCCCAGGCCUUCCUCGAAGAAGUCAAAGACAUCGCCGAAGCCCCGAUGCAAGGGUACAACCUCGCCUCCGACAAAGCUCAGUCUCCCGUCGUUCGCCACUACGCCCUCUCCCUCCUCGAGCAUGCGAUCAGAUAUCGGUGGAACUCGUACACGCAAGAACAGGCCGAUGCCGUGCGGCGUUGGGUCCUGGAGCUCGGCCAGUCCGUCUCCAGGGAAGACCCGUCGUAUCUCAGGAACAAGACGGCCCAGCUCUGGGUCGAGGUCGCCAAACGGAGCUGGGGUGCUGAAUGGAUGGAUAUGGAUGCCAUGCUAUGCCAAUUGUGGCAAAUCCCUGACUCGGCCGUUCACAAGGAGCUCGUAAUGUUUGUGCUGGAGAAUCUAUCAGACGAAGUCUUUACUGGCGAUGACUCUGUCGUCGCCAUGCGAGAAGGAGUCCUUAGUAAGGCCUGCGUCGAGAUCUUCACGCCUACCGCUGUACUCGUCGAGGCUUUCCCCCACCGCCAACCCGGCCCGGAAGUGCGACAUGGUCAUGAGGGAUGGCUCAGCCGUUUGUCCGAGUUCCUAAACUACUGCAUCAACUCCGCCCCGAAAGACAACGAGGAGGUCAAGUCGUGCACCCUCAAGGGACUUUCCGUCUUCCUCUCCCUCAUGCCAUGGGCCAUUCCCAAAGCGGUAUCUGCUGCCCACUGCGUCGACAUCAUGUGUGCUGGCCUAGCAUCUCCUCACAUUGCGAUCCAGAAGGCCUCUCUAGAAUCGCUCCAUGCUCUCUACUGUCGAACAAACUUUACAGAUGACGAGUUCCGAGACUUGGUCGCCCCCAUGUACACGCGCACAUCUGUCGAGCUUUGCAAGGGGCUGCUUGAGUGGGCUGCAGUUGACCCCGAGGACAUCGACGAGGACAAGUAUCAGACCCUAAAGAAGCUGUCCGAGAUGCUAUCCUGUCUUGGUGACUACUUCGAUCGCAAGUUCUCCAAGCUACCCGCUGAAGCGGCAAGGGAGGACUUUCUCCAGCUCCUAGUCCAGGUCGUCCAGAGCCAGAGCUUGAUGAUUUCCAUUCCCAUCCUCGUCACCUGGACAAGACUUCUCAGCAACCGAACAAUUGGUCCUAGCGAGCUUGUCUCGCCCAUGAUUGGACCCCUGCUGGAGAUAUGCAGCUCGCGACUGGUACGAUACGAGAACCUCCCUGAAGACACUCAGGAACCCACGUUCCUGUUCCUACUCGAGGAUACAGAUACGAUACCGGAACGGCACGCCUUCCUUGGCAACUACCGACGCUACAGCUCGCAAGUCAUCGAGGCCAUUGUGCAAUUGAAGCUUGUGGAUGCAGUAUCACACAUUCUCGGUCGGACAGAAGACAUUCUGCAACAUCUUUAUGACGGACAGGCGCCGCUGGACAAACAAACUUACUCUAAGCACUCAAUGCCGGUCUUGCGGGUCGACUCUCAGUUCACCGUCAUUGAGGCAACACUCAAGGGGUAUAUGAAGUGGAGAAGACACCGCGCUGUAGAAUACGAGCAGCAAAAAGCGGAGUUAGAGGCCAACCUGGAGACCUGGUGUAACAAGCUGUUGGAGAUGAGCUUCGAGGACCCCAUGAUCAGGAAACGAACCUUGCAACUCUUGGUCUACUUCUCGACGACAGCCCUCAACAAGAACGCACCCUUUAUGCUGAAGGUUCUUGAGCACAUUCUGCUGACAUGGCCCGCUCUCCAGCCAGAGUAUCGAGCCUUUAACGAUGCCAUUAAGGACUUGCAGGGAGAGAGCAUGGUUGAAUUGCAGCGACUGGCAUCGGAAAUGCCAGAUCAUCUCUUGGGCGUAUACGACCAAAUCGAAAAUAGAGUGAAUGAGAUGAUGUCCUCGGGAACACUGGACGAAAAGCGGUCCAUUGCAUACAAGAGCUUUCUUUUCAUCAUUAUUCAUCGAGCAACCAGCGUUGAUGCUCAAGCCAAGAUCCAGAAACUGCGCGAGUUCAUUGAUCCUGUCAAGGCGCAGUGGCAAACUGAGAAUGUCCGCACUGCUCUUGAGUCGUACUCGAACUUUUGCGAGAUGUUGGGGCUAGACAAGGCGCAAGCGUAUCUGGCAAACCGACGCGCACACGAGAUUCGGGAUUGGGGCUCUCACGAGCUUGACGCCGAGGGUCUCGCCCUCCAGGCCGAGCUCGAAGAGCGAUUGAAGCUUUUGCCCCUACGUUCUACCAAGUCCUUCCUCGCAUUUUCUGUCGAGAGACUAGACAAGUCGUCAGACGCGUUCAAGGCCUCGUACGCCCUCUGGCAAGAUGGAUUCUCUAACAUCCUUGCAGACCUUCUAGAGUUUCUGAGCUUCGCGCAUGCAUCGCACAACCCCGAUAACUGGGCAGGCCUGCCAUCCGAGAUGCGGCCUGUGGUCAACCGGGUUCUGAGCGAUCGCUUCUGGCAGGCGGGCAUUUCCGAAGGGAGCAAGGACGACUUCUACGCUCGCGUUAUGGACAAGAAGAACACCGUCGAGGGACUUGCAUCGACUAUUCGUGGGUCUGUCCGAUUCGUGCGUGAAACCGCCUAUGCUAUUAUCUACUGCAUGAGCAGGCUGGACAUGCAGUUCUACGGCUUCGAGGGUCUUUCUGCACCAUUGUCCAAGGCACUCUUUGCCGACUCGAUUUGGCUCUCAACGCAUCAGCAGAGUAACCUGCUGAAUCUGGUCAGAUAUCUUGUCGAUGACUGCCCCGUAGACUACCGGGAACACUUCCUCCCGCAGCUGCUAUCAUCGUGCUUCCAGCAGAUGGAUUCCAAGGUGAAUGGCGAGUGGGCCAAGAUGGAGCAGCAACAGACGAUUGCGGCAGAGGGCGAGGCAGGACUAAAGGAGGAGAUGAAGGCAGAGAGUAUUCUGCGCCAGGUGACGUACACGGCGGUGCUGAUGGUGGCAGAUUUCCUUGAUCCGACCAAGCCUAUCAGGACUAACAAAGGUGCAGACCCGCCCACGCUCAAGGCGCGAGCAUUCCAGGGUGCCCCUGAGGAUGCGCCGACGGAGUCAUAUCCAACCCUGCGACGAUUCUGCCUGAUUCACCAGGAGGUCGUAGAGCCCCUGCUCGUCUUCUGCACGCACGGAAUUCGAAUGCGAGAUACGCGAUGCUGCAGCAUGAUCCUGCGACUCUUCAUCUCACUCGUCCCUGAAUUCCACCUCGUUGACGGCCAGGUACCAAAGCCAGCACCUCAGAACCACGAGGCACAGGAGCAUAGUGCGCCCGUCGACCACUUUCCGGUGCCCUCGGCGAUCUCCUCUGCCAUCCGAGAGUUCAUCUGCCUUGAUGUGCUCCAGGCUUGCAUUACGUCGUUCCACGAGCCCUACUUUGUAGAGUUGCAGAAGGAGCUUGCUGCCCUGAUUGCCGCCAUCAUCGUCUACUAUAGCCCAAUCUCAAACACACCCAGGGAUGUGCUAUUGUCGCUGCCAAACGUCAACCCCGCCGACUUGGACAGGCUCACGGCCUACAUGAGCAAGCCCGGGGCACACACUCGACAACAGCGGGCGCUGGUUCUUGACCUUCUCAAGGACCUCAAAGGCGUCAGCGUGUCGGAGAUGGGCAAGUUGCCCAAGAGCAGCGGGUUUGGUGGCUCGGGACGAUCCAAGAGGACCAACCGCAGCAAGAUGGCCCAGCAGUUCAUGAAUGAGCACCCGACGUCCGGGCCUGGGGCCACCAGGUCGGGUGGUCUGGGACGCAGGGGAAUGACUCCCGAGGCCCUGGAGGGAGUGUCCACUCUGUUUGAGGGAUAA
Ilyonectria robusta is the source of this 4266-nucleotide messenger RNA. Its product is annotated as armadillo-type protein. Lineage: Eukaryota; Fungi; Ascomycota; Sordariomycetes; Hypocreales; Nectriaceae. Bases 394 to 4266 code for a protein of 1290 amino acids. The transcript has 11 exons. Gene Ontology annotation, cellular component: RNA nuclear export complex; cytoplasm; nucleus. The record is from RefSeq and is a predicted model, not a curated record. Gene Ontology annotation, molecular function: small GTPase binding; RNA binding; nuclear export signal receptor activity. Gene Ontology annotation, biological process: protein export from nucleus; RNA export from nucleus.